Messenger RNA from Spodoptera litura, 7552 nucleotides. RefSeq lists its product as uncharacterized. Lineage: Eukaryota; Metazoa; Arthropoda; Insecta; Lepidoptera; Noctuidae. Gene Ontology annotation, cellular component: extracellular region. Gene Ontology annotation, molecular function: chitinase activity; chitin binding. The record is from RefSeq and is a predicted model, not a curated record. Gene Ontology annotation, biological process: chitin catabolic process; carbohydrate metabolic process.
CACUCGUACUUUGCUAACGAUACGACCAACGCGCUUCCAAACUUAUAAUUCGAAUUUUCAAAAUACGACGCGUUCGGAAUGACAGUUUGAUUUUUUAAAUCAUGUGGCUUUGGUUCGUUUUUGUCGCCGCGGCUGCGGUGCUGUCGGGCGUCGAGAGCGCAGGCGCCGGCGCCGCCCGCCUUGUCUGUUAUGUGGAAAGCGCGCGCGCGACCGACGGAUUUUCCGAGUGCACACAUCUCGUUUACGCGGGCGACGCGAGAGGAGAUAAACUCGACGCUUUGCUGAAGGAAUACAAGAAAAGCAACCCCCGGCUGAAAAUUAUAUUGAGAAUCUCGGAGGUUGACAAGGAUCUUCGCAGCCUUCUUAAGUCGAAGCACGUACAAGGACUUGAGAUCUACGAUGCUCACAAGUCUCUCAACAGGACUAAGGUCCUGGAGACAGUCGAGGCAGCUCGUACUGCCAUCAGCUCCUCAGGAGGUGGCCCAUUAUUCAUGGCACUCCCUGCCCACCCUGAACUCUUGGCUAAGUACUACGACCUGAGAACGCUGGUGAAGAAGGUGGAUCUUCUGAUGGUGCAAACCCAUGCUUUGGGUUUGGUGAAGAAGAUGACCUACCAUCCUAGUAGACUGAGCGGCAUGUGGGACAUGAUGAACACUGACUCCGUAGUAGACCUCGUCAUCGGUCUCGGCGUGCCAUCGUCAAAGAUUGUCAUAAGUUUGCCAGCGACUGCUCGUCAGUUCACCCUGGUCAACGAAACCCUCAGUACUCCUGGCAGCCCCACAGAAGAUGAUGACCCUAAGGAAAUCGACCAAGCUGAACUCUGUAGGCAGCUCAGAUCAGGACGGUGGACCUUGGAACGAGACCAGGAUUUGUCAGCGCCUUAUGCUUUUAAGAACAAAACCUGGAUCUCCUUCGAGGACUCCUCCUCAAUUGACGUGAAGGGCAAGUACGCCAGGGUCCGUGGCCUGGCUGGCCUGGCCCUGCACCAAGCUGAACGUGACGUGGAGUCAGCUUGUGGUCCCACUCUCAGAGCCUCACUCGCCAAGGUUCUCAACCAGCAGAGUCGAGCGCCCAGGGCUGCUGUACUAAGGUCAUUAGAACACGAGAUCCUGUCAGCUCCUGGUCAUGUUCGCGCUCUGGACGCUCUGCAGGUUUCGCCCUACAGAAUCACACAGGUCGUCGACUCUGACGGUGUCAUACACUCCAUUAGAGAGGACACUCGCACUGAGUUCACUUGCUCUCGCCAAGGAUACUUCGUGCAUCCUCGCUCCUGCGCCCGCUUCUACCGCUGCGUCAAGUUUGAUCAGCUUUCACCCGAAUAUACAGUGUUCGAAUUCGACUGUCCCGCGGGAUUGGCUUUCGACAACCGCUACGAGGUGUGUGUAUGGCCAGGCAGCCUGCCACACUCACAAGCCUGCCCUGGAUCCUCUGAGAUUGCUCCCGUACCAAAGACCAGAUUCAUCUGUCCUGAGCAUGAAGGUUACUACGCUGACCCUGAGAACUGCCGCUGGUUCUUCGCGUGCCUGGAUCAUGGAAAGUCUCCCCUAACAGCAUACGAGUUCCGUUGUCCUUUCGGUCUCGGAUUCGACGCCGAGCGACUGAAGUGUGACUGGCCGUGGUUAGUACCAGCCUGCGGUAACAUCGCCAGAUAUGAGGCUGAGACGUAUGGGUUCUCUGCUGCUACUCUUACUGGUGCAGCAGGCUAUCACGGUCAAACCGCAGAUGCUAUUAACGUAGCCGCCCACCAGAGCCUCAUAUCCGGCGCAUCUCUCAACAACCAUGUCGGCAUCCAAGGAGGAUUCCUCACCAGUGACGACGCAUUGAACUCUAACUUCAUCGCUUCUCAAGAACUAGCUAACGCUGGACAUUCUUACGAAAUAGGACAUGGUUCUGCUCAUAUAGACAAUGGCUUAUCUUACCAAGUAGGUGACGCUGGAUUUACCCAUGCCGGUUUGGUCCAACCGACUCAAUAUAGAGAACAACCUCAAUAUUCCAGUGGUUCCAUUAUCUUGGAUGACUACAGACUACCUACUAAAGAGGAAUCUCAAAGGCAAGCUGCUCAUAAAAUUAACAUUCAUCAGAAUAUUAAUUCUGAAAAUGGAUAUCAGCAAUCAGGACAAACUUCUGGCUAUUCCACCCAGACCGGACACAGCACUGGAUAUGCAACUCAUGGUUCCGGUCAUGAUGCGGGAUACACCGUCCAGGCUGGAGGAAAUACUGCUCAAUACAAUGGAUACACGAGCUCCUAUGCCACAGGAAACACUAAAAAGUACCAAAGUUCAAGUUACGAUGACAAUAAUUCAGGAGCUUACAUUCAUGAUCCUUCAGGAGACUACGCGGAGCCCUACAGACACAUUGACUCACCUGUUGAACCCUACGUCCAUGAAGAUGCUGCUUACAAACAGUCUGGAGAUUAUUAUGAUUAUGGAAAAUAUGCAGGAUCAUCUCAAAGCGGUUAUGAAGGUAAAUACACUGAAGAUAACACUGGAAAAUAUGUUCAGGAUAAUUCUGGAGCAUACGUGGAAGCAAAUAUUGGAAGUGGUAACAAAGGAGGCUAUUCGUCUGGGUACUCUAUUGGUUAUAACGCUGAUAACUCUGGAGCAUACAAACACGACAAUUCUGGACAAUAUGAAGCUGGAGUAUACAGAGCGGAUGGCCACAUCGGUGAAGGUAAAGCUACGAAUCAAUUUAAUUUCCAACAAUACCACGGAUACAGCGAAGCGAAUGCUGGAAACUACAUCAGUGACUCUAAGGCUUACACUGGUUUAUCUCACACUUUAACCGCAGGAGCUAUCAAUGUUGGAUUAGUUGGUAAGACAACACUGAUCGACGCUGAUUAUAACGACCAAGUGAAUUACUAUGCAACGGAUUCUAAAACCUCAGGUGAAGGCAACUAUCAAGGAUCAAAAUCUUACAGUCACUCUACGCAAACAUUACACCCGGCUCAUGUUUCAUUGGUGUCUCAACCAGCUGUUGCCAUAAACCAUGUUGGCACUGAUGGUAACAACCUUGACGGAUACAGCUACGUGACAACUCCAACUUCUUCUGGAGUCCCAACCACUGCCACUCCAUUCGCAGUUACAACAUCGAUCCCAACGGUGACGUAUAAAACUACCUUCGUUCCCGAAGCUCCUAAGACAAGCGUUAAGCAAAUAUUUGGUGUUUCUCAACCAUCUGUAACCUAUGUGCAGCCAACAGCGAUCGCUGUCAAACAAGUCACUCCUCAGGUAAUUGUUACUGAUCACAAUCAAGGUGUAAACUUCCAACAUGAAAGCAAAGAUUACUCGGGCAGUUACAACAGUGAAACGAAAGUUGAUUCUGGUUACGAAUAUUCUAAACCUAGCAUUAAGUUUGAAGAUGGUAUCUCCUACACUACUGCAGCGCCAGCUAUUUCUGUAUCUACGUACCAACCCGAAAGUGUUAGCCAUAAUAAACAAACCGUUCAUAAUGUUGAAUCUGUCGGCUUUGGUUAUUCCACUCCUACACCCGUUUAUGAAGAGCCUUUCAAGAAGGUCGUAGCUUAUACAACUGGACCAUCAGUAUCUACAUAUUCUCAACCAACUGCUGCCACGUACACCCCGCAGUCGUUCAGUCAUCAGACUAUCCAUAAAGUAGAAGCUAGCAAAGUUUAUACUCCCUCUGUUGAAUCUGCAUCAAUUGAAACUGGUUAUGACUACUCAAAAUCUGGAGUCACUUUCGAGGAACCUAAAGUGGUUCAGUACACGACAGCACAACCGGCACUGGCAGUUCAGCCUAUUGUAUCAACGUACCAGCCACAAGUUAUUAGUCACCAAACUCUUCACAAAGUGGACGCAAACCUUGUCAACACCUACUCUGGAGAAUCUUCGUCAGGAAUAUCAGGAUACACUUACGAGCAACCUUCUAUUAAAUUUGAGGAAGUAAAUAACGUGUACUCAACUCCUGCACCGAUCGUCUCUUCAACAUACAGUCCUAAGGUAUUCAGUCACCAGACUAUCCACAAAGAAACUAAUCAGUAUGUGCCAGUGUCAACCACACCUAAGUAUGAAGUUAGCUACCAAUCGACUCCAGUCACAGUUUACGAAAACCCGAUCAUCAAAUAUACGCAGAAGGCAACACCUGUUGCUUUCGUCGAACCUGCUUAUAAAUCUCAAUCAUUCAGCCAGCAAACAAUAUACAAGGUGGAAGACAACAAAUCUUACAACAUCGAUUCGGGAUAUGAAUACUCUAAGCCUGCAGUAGCUGUGAAUGAACAAGUUCGUUACACCACAGUGAAACCUUCCGUUUCAACCUACGAACCUCAAGAAUUCGGUCAAACCUUGCACACCGUCGAUGUUAGUCAAGUUCAGACAUACAACCAAGGAGAUGGUUACGUGUACAACAAGCCCGCUGUGAAAUUCGUGGAGGAACCUAAAGCUGUAUUCCAAUACUCUACUCCAUCGCCAAUUGUGUCUUCUACAUACAGACCACAGACGUAUAGUCAUCAAACUAUUCAUAAGGUGGAAAGCCAAAACUAUGUUCCAGUUUCUUCCACACCUGCUCCUAAAGUUGAAUUAUCUUACCAACAAGCCGUUUCAACAUAUGAAAAUCCAAUUCUUAAGUAUACACAGAAGGAGACUCCAGUAACGUACGUACAGCCCACAGCGGCAGUGUAUACGCAGACGUACAAGCCAGUCAUUCAGCAACACGAAGUGAAACACAUUGUCAGCCAGCCUGUACAAUACGAACAACAGCAGGUACACUUCAGUCAAGAAGGAUAUUCGUAUAGCCAGCCCGAAAUCCAAAGAAACAUCGAGUCCAAGGGUUAUUCUGACGCGAGUGCAGUAUCUCACCAAGUCUAUCAUCAAUCCAAUGUAAACCACAAUUACAAUUCUGGUAAAGAUAUUGUACAUGUGACGACUUCACCUGCGACUCUUAUCUACGAGAAUCAUUACGCUGAUAUUGAGUCACCAAAAGUAGAAACGUAUCAGGCUCCUGAGUACAUUCCACCAAAGAAUGGCUACAAAUCUUACUCAGUUUCUACCGCUUCAGCACCUGUUGUCCAUCAGAGCUCUAUCAUUCAUCAAACUCAAGGAUACGUAGCUCCUAAAGUAGAAUACCAAUCAUACUCCAUUGGAUCGACAGCCUCCACACCCACCGUUCAACAGAACUCAGUUGUUCACUCGGGUCAGGAGUAUGACACUUCAAAGACGAAUUACAAAUCUUAUUCUGUCAGUUCAACUGCAUCAGCCCCAGUUGUUCACCAAAGCUCUGUAAUUCACAAAGCUCAAGAAUACGUAUCUCCUCAGACUUAUUCUGUAUCUACAGAGUCAACUCCGAUUGAUCAACAAAGCGCUGUCUUCUACCAAAGUCAAGACAACUACGAUUACUCACAACAGUACGAAAGUGCUCAAGAUAUAGUGCCAGCAGUACACCAACAUUCUUUCAGCACAUCUCAUAUUGAACAGCCACAGAAAGUAGAGUCCAUUCACAUUUCCUUCCCUAGCUCCACGGUUUCACCCGCCUAUCAGCAGGUUGAAUAUCAAGCUCCUGAGAUCCAAGUAGUCUCAAAGGGUGAAGAAUAUUUACCUCCCGUAGUAUCUACAAGCGCACCUGUUGUAAAAUCGACUUACAGACCUAGAACUUACUCCACUGUUUCUACAACUCGGGAGUAUCUGCCACCAGCAGAACCCAAAUAUGAAUACCUGCCACCUUCUACCACUGCUAGACCCAUCAUCAAGUCCACUACACCAGCCUACAGAGCAGAAUCUACGACAUCUUACAAAGCUUCAGAAUAUUUACCUCCUGUAGAGAAUACUGAAUCUAAACUAGUUAAUUUCGAAAGUUUUGGUUUCAAUGAGGCGAGUGCUGACUCAAAGAUUCAAUACAAUCCAUAUCAAGAAAUUUCUAUAUCCCAUAAUGCUGCUCCUGUAGAAAGAAAACAUAACAUCGUGGUAGAAACAGCUAAGUCUCAUUUACUUGGUUUCGGGACAGUCGGGCCUGACGCUGGGUUAGUGUCCCCAGUUACUUAUACGACAUCUGCUCCAGUUGUGUCCUCUACAUAUAAACAGAGAGUAAAAUCAACAGCUAGGCCGGCGUAUAAAUACAGCACCACCACUGAGUACCAGGCUCCAGAAUACUUGCCACCUUCAGAUGAUUCGGAAUCUGAAGUCAACUAUGAAAGUUUCAAAUACAACGAACAACAAUCUGAUAUUAAAUUCAAUCCAUAUCAAGAAGUUACUGUGUCAUCCACCUCAGCUCCAGUUCAAAGGAAACAAAACAUUGUGAUUCAAACAGCUAAAUCACAACAACAAGGAUUCGGCACGGUAGGCUCUGAUGCUGGACUCGUUGCUCCUGUCUCAUACACAACCUCGGCACCAAUUGUUGUAUCCAGCACCGAAUCUUACUCGUACUCGCCGAAGACAGUUACGUCUACAUACGCCCCCAUUGAGCAAGGUUUAUUCGAAGUUGUAUCGCCCGCAUUACCCGCAAGAAGAACAAAACCUAAAGUAGCCGUUGUAACAAAAAUCAAUGAUUUCAACCCCUUCCUCGUCCGUAAACUAGGAGCUGUGUGUAGCUGCCAGUCCCCAGUUUUAAUAUUGAAAGGAAAGAGGCCAACUCAGGCUCCUCAGGAUCUUGGUGACUACAAUGACUACGAAAGUGCUCAACGCGGAGAUAUUGGCGAAGAAGGUUACGGUGACAGAUAUAGUAAAUUACAAUCACAAGUAGAUGCGGUUGCCACCGCCGCUCCAAUUGUAUCCUCCACGUUUAACCCCAUAAUUGUUCCCGAUGAUUCCUUCUAUCAAGACUAUCAGGAGCAGAGCGGAUAUAAUGUAGCUGUUACGCCUAAGCCUAAGACAGUAUAUUCUGAAAAUUAUGUAUCAAGUACACCCACCGUGGUUUCGUCCACAGAAAAGUAUAUUAGAGUUAGACCUCGCGUUAAGGCUGUUACUGUUGCUCCAACAUACAAAACUGUGUUGUUGAAUCAAGAAGUUACACCAACUAUAAUUGCUAAAGACGAAUCUAUUUCUGGAUCUGCGAUCGAUUCUCAAGCCUUUGACCGAUACGGUCCUGGUGGAUGGCGAAGCAGAGACGAGACGUUGCAAGGUUCGGUCGACUGUCAGCGAGCUGGUUUGUUCAGACACCCGAAACAGUGCAACAAGUUCUACGCGUGUAGAUGGGACUGCACCAAACAGAGGUUCACGCUUCAUGUGUUCAACUGUCCAGUGCAAUUGAGCUUCGACCCCAGCAUAGGCGCAUGUAACUGGCCCAGUCAGGGCCCCGCGUGCCAGGGAGACACACUCCUUACCAACGUUCUAUAAGUACCUUAACAUAGUUGCCAAUCUCGUCGUGCCAUCGAAAUUGUGAUAAAAAUGUGAUCACGAAUUUUCCAUAACUCUCUCCUCGAAACAGUUGGACGAUUUGUCUCUCUCUUGUUUAAGUUGCUUAUUUAUUUGUUCGGUUUUGUUAAUGUUAUUUCAUAGUUAUUUAUUGCAUAAUCAUUUUUCAGCUUGAAGCUUACUAAUGCUAAGCCUAGUGAAUUUUCAUUAUUGGAAUUAGAGUUACCAUUAUCUAGUUCAUGUUAUUGUAAAAU